This is a messenger RNA of Penicillium nucicola, 864 nucleotides long. RefSeq names its product SDR family NAD(P)-dependent oxidoreductase. The transcript has 2 exons. The record is from RefSeq and is a predicted model, not a curated record. The coding region runs from base 1 to 864 and encodes 287 amino acids. NCBI's taxonomy places the organism in Eukaryota, Fungi, Ascomycota, Eurotiomycetes, Eurotiales, Aspergillaceae. Gene Ontology annotation, molecular function: oxidoreductase activity, acting on the CH-OH group of donors, NAD or NADP as acceptor.
AUGGCUCAACGACAGAAACCAGCCUUCUACCCCGAUCUAAAAGACCAGGUAGCUCUCGUGAUCGGAGCAGGUCAAUCCGGUGAUCCCAACUCCAAGGUCUGGGGAAACGGAGCCGCAAUCGCGAAGACCCUAAGUUCCUCCGGGGCCCGAAUCAUCGCCUGCGACUUGAACCUCGAAGCAGCGAAACGGACAGCCCAUCGCAUCCAAGCGGAUGGCGGAUUCUGCAAGACCCACCAACUCGACGCUACCAACGCGGUCGACAUCAAGCGAGUCGUGGAUGCCGUGGUCACAGAAUACGGCCGCAUCGAUAUCCUCAUCAACAAUGUCGGCCUCACAAAGACAGGUGACCCCGCAACCAUGCCCGAGGAAGCAUGGGACGCACAGUUCCAGCUCAAUCUGAAAACAGUCUAUCUGGCCUGCAGGGCUGUGCUGCCCAUUAUGGAGAGGCAAGGCUCCGGAUCGAUUGUCAACAAUGCAUCGGUUGCCGGUAUGAGAUUUCUUGGAAAGCCUCAGGUUGCAUAUGCCACUGCGAAGGCGGCAGUCAUUCACUUUACCAAAAUAACAGCUGUAAUGUACGCGAACAAGGGGGUGCGGGUCAAUUCUGUGUCUCCGGGUAUGAUAUAUACACCUCUACUGGAGAUGCUGGGGAAUAGUGAUUCACCGGAGGAUCGGGAGAUUCAUCAGAAGAUUACGGACCAUAAUGUGCCUCUGGGCUGUAUGGGGGAUGCAUUUGAUGUUGCGAAUUGUGUGGCAUUCCUGGCCAGCAACUCGUCUCGCUAUGUUAUUGGACAGAAUUUGGUCCUUGAUGGGGGUUUGACGAGCUCGACAGGGACUGGGGGUGUUGCCCCAUUAUCUCGGCUUUGA